Messenger RNA from Closterium sp. NIES-65, 585 nucleotides. NCBI's taxonomy places the organism in Eukaryota, Viridiplantae, Streptophyta, Zygnematophyceae, Desmidiales, Closteriaceae. The record is from the annotation of a GenBank genome assembly.
AUGGGCCAGCACUCGUUUGUCGCCAUUGCCUGCGCGCUCGCAUUGCUGCUGGCUUCAGCUGCCGCUCGUCCCAGCAAGGAGGAUCUAUUCAACGAGGUGAAGGCGGCUCGGGAAGCGCUCAACGACCCUAAAUUGGGCGGCCGAUACAAGAGCAGCGGCGUAAUUGUGGACCAGCUCGUCCCAAUUAUGGAUACGGACUGGAACCCACCAGACGACUAUCUCGCCAACACCGAGGGGAAAACCGUCCUUCUACCCGACGAUACAGCCAUCGCUUCCGCGGCGCCUGACGCGGUUACCACGUUCGCGAAAUCCAAGUUUCAGCGCAACGACGUUACCCCGUACGGGAAAUGGAUUCAUGCGAACAUUCUGGACGGAGUGUACGAGGAGGACGACCUGGCAAACACCAAGGGGCUGAAGAACGCGAAUGGGCACAACGUGGAUGCGGCUGAGAUUUCGGACGCCAAGACUGGCAAGAAGAAGGUGGCGUUAGGGAAGGGCAAGGCCAAGAUCAAGACUCCAGCGAUUUUCAGAGGGAAGCUUUUUAUCAUCCAUGGCGUGGAUGCGGUGCAGCCGAGGGAGCAGUAG